Arachis stenosperma is the source of this 1138-nucleotide messenger RNA. RefSeq names its product eukaryotic translation initiation factor 2 subunit beta-like. Bases 143 to 952 code for a protein of 269 amino acids. Gene Ontology annotation, biological process: translational initiation; formation of translation preinitiation complex; formation of cytoplasmic translation initiation complex. The transcript is spliced from 10 exons. The record is from RefSeq and is a predicted model, not a curated record. NCBI's taxonomy places the organism in Eukaryota, Viridiplantae, Streptophyta, Magnoliopsida, Fabales, Fabaceae. Gene Ontology annotation, molecular function: translation initiation factor binding; mRNA binding; translation initiation factor activity. Gene Ontology annotation, cellular component: eukaryotic translation initiation factor 2 complex.
UUUUAGAGCGGAAAGAAGGGUUUUGGAUUUUGGUCACGCAGCACAACCAACCAUCAUCAUCAUCUUCAUUUCAGGGAUUCGACUAUCUUUGCUACAUUCUAUUCUUCACCAUUUUGCAUUUCUCUUUGCUUUAUCAGCAAUUAUGGCAGAUGAAACACAAAAUGAUUUGAAGGAGGAGGUUUCGGAAAUUGCACCAUUUGAUCCUAGUAAGAAGAAGAAGAAGAAGAAAAUCACCAUUUUGGAUCCUGCUGAUGAUGAUUCAGUAGACAAGUUGACUGACAAGACAGAAAACCUGUCAGUUUCUGAUGGGGUUGAGACUUCCUUUUCUGGUUUGAAGAAGAAGAAGAAGAAGCCUGUUGAAAUCAGUAACUUGAUUGAUGAGAGUGGAGAUGCAAAUGAAGAUUUAGAUGAUCAUGCUGAAGAUGAUGAAGGAGAAGGGAUUUCUUUGCAGCAUCGAUAUCCUUGGGAUGGGACUGAUCGUGAUUAUGAGUAUGAGGAGCUUCUUGGCAGGGUGUUUAACAUUCUAAGAGAGAAUAAUCCUGAACUUGCUGGAGAUCGACGGAGGACAGUUAUGAGGCCACCUCAAGUUCUUCGUGAGGGGACAAAGAAAACUGUGUUCGUGAAUUUUAUGGAUCUAUGCAAAACGAUGCAUCGGCAGCCAGACCACGUCAUGGCUUUCUUGCUUGCCGAAUUGGGUACAAGUGGAUCCCUAGACGGACAACAGAGAUUGGUUGUGAAGGGAAGGUUUGCCCCAAAGAACUUUGAAGGAAUUCUGCGACGCUAUAUCAAUGAAUAUGUCAUUUGCCUCGGAUGCAAGAGUCCAGACACUAUACUUUCAAAGGAAAACCGUCUGUUCUUUCUCCGUUGCGAGAAGUGUGGAUCUGGAAGAUCGGUUGCUCCUAUCAAGGCUGGUUUUGUUGCUCGCGUUGGCCGUAGGAGCACAGGAACAUGAUUUGCUCCUAGUUUUUAUCCUCUCGUUCCAACUAGUUGCAGUAAUGUAACUUUUCAAAAAUUUUCCGUCUGUGUAUUGGUAUUCGGGAGAGUACUCUACAUAAUUUUGUGUAACGCAUCUUUUCUUGGUUAACUUGAAAAAAACAAAGAAAAUUUCUUAGUCAUGGAUAUUUUUAAUUCGGUCGAA